CUCGGGUUCUAGCUCGCUUUCCGCCGAAACCGAUCGAGAAACCGAGCAGAAACGUCCCGCAGUGCAAAGCGAUCGAAAAAUUCACUGGAUUUGACACCCGCAGUGCAAAGCGAUCGAAAAAUUCACUGGAUUUGACAUAUUUCACUAUAUCGUUCUCUUUUCUUCCUAUGGCUGAGGUUCCGAUCAGGGAAUUGAGCUGCCCCUUCCUCAAGCUUCUUCGUUUCCCUUGGCCCAUGGCUGUGAAAUAUUUCGCUGCGAGGACGUUCGAACCAACCGUCAGCCGUAGUGCUGUCACUUUUCAACUAAGGCUGUCUCUUUCUAACUUUAAAAUGUUUUCAAUGGCAGUUGCGGCUCUUGUAAAAAACAUAAACAAAUCGUUGAAGAGUGCUCAGCUGUCCAGUUCCAAGUUUUGAUUUCCGAAGAUUUUGGUGUGAAAAUGGCCUCGAAACGGGACUUUUAUAGCGGUAGAGUACAACACGCUACUGCCCGCAACCGUAAGCGCCGUUUGCAGCAGUUGGAGUGGGAACGUUGGCUAGCAGAACAGCCGGAAUCAUCCAAUGCCGCUAACCGAGCGAGUGCCCUGCAAGGGAAUGAAGCUGGACCAGACCCUUCACUUCAAGGAUAUGAAGCCGGAACGGUACCGAUGGAAGUGGCCGACAAUCCCCAACCGCAGAGUGACAGCGAUGACGACAGUGUGGUUGCUGAAAGCAUCGGUGGGGACAGUGUUCCCGACGACAGCGAUCCCGGCAUCGAGACAUCGGUGCCAGAUAAUCCGUUCGGGUUAUUAUCCUAUGAGGACGGGUUGAGGCUGUGGGCACUGAAAAUCGGCCAAACACACAGUGCCUUAAACCUCUUGCUGGGGCAUUUGAGGCAGCACGACCCGGGCAGGAAAUUGCCACGGGAUGCACGGACGUUCCUGAACACGCCCGUGGCAAGAUCCACACAGUCCGCGAUUACCCCUAUCUCUGGUGGAGAGAUAUGGUACCAGGGCAUAGAAACAUGCCUUCGGUCCUAUUUUCGAUACACGCAGCCGGCCGUAGAGCGGUUCGAGAUCGACUUUUUUGUCGACGGUCUUCCGCUUUACAAAAGCAGUCGGACACAAUUCUGGCCCAUCCUCAUGGGCAUCCACAACCUGCCUAAUGCCCCGGUGAUGACGGUUCGCAUCUUUUGCGGCGAGUCAAAACCGUUAUACGCCGAGGAAUAUUUAGGACAGUUUGUGGAAGAAAUGAACGAGCUGCAGCGUGUUGGGAUCGUGAUCGGCAAACGGUACUACACUGUGCACCUACGAAGUAUUAUAGCAGAUUCUCCGGCGCGGUCAUUCAUCAAAGUGUUAAAUCGCACAACGCAUACAGCGCCUGUAUGAAGUGCACCAUCAUCACGGAAAGGGACGGUAGUCGCGUAUACUUUCCGUAUGGGGUGCCUUGCGAAUCGCGCUUACAUGGUCUGUUUUGCGAGGAUAAAUAUCCGGACCAUAAGAUCCAUAUAACACCCCUUGUAAGGCUCGACCAAUGUGACAUCAUAUGUGACAUUGUGGUUGCCGAGGCCAUGCACCUUUUUUACAAGGGUGUCAUGUGCGAAUUGUUGAUCUUGUGGACGGAAGGGUUCCGUGACCUGGGCUGUAAGAUGACGCGACGGCAGCAACGUGAAUUGUCGGCACACCUGCGUGCAUUUAAACUGCCCUCAGAUUUCCAACGGAAACUGCGCGACCUGCAAUACGUCAAACUUUGGAAAGCUUCCGAGUUUAAGAUGUUAUUGCAUGUCGCCGGUUUUGUGGUACUGAAGGGCAGAAUUAAUAAUGCAGCGUAUCGACACUUCAUGUUGCUGUUCGUCGCCGUUACCUUACUAUACACCUCCUACCAUCGUGCAAAAUGGGAACUGGCCGAUACACUGUUGCAUCGUUUUGUGAAAGACUAUGGAACAGUGUAUAGUCCAGUGCUGUUAAACAGCAACGUGCAUAAUUUGCAUCACGCGUACGAAGAUGUCCACAGAUUUGGUGACCUGCGCACCAUAUCUGCGGUAAAGUACGAAGCAAAGUUGCACGAUAUUAAGCAGCUGGUGCAUUCAGGGAGGAACAGCUUGGUUCAAGCGGCCAAUCGCCUGCAAGAACUGUGGCAAGUGGAAUAUGCCAGGCCAGGAUGCAGUUCGGCAGGUCGAGAAGAGCAAUCGGUGCGCCCGGUUGGUAGCGAUACAGUUGCUACUGUGCGGCAUGGUUUCAUGCUGCGGAAAAACUUCCGCGACCAAUGGUGCAUGACUAACUUGGGUGAUGUGGUCAUGUACGAAACGGCCACAAAAUCUGGACCAAACGUGACCGUGCAAGGGUACACGUUUUCAAACCAGGUGCCCGCUUUCACCAAACCCUGCUUCUCAGCAGAACUGAACAUAUAUGCGGCCAAUAUGGACGAUUUGGACACCGUCACACU
This is a messenger RNA of Anopheles merus, 2420 nucleotides long. RefSeq lists its product as uncharacterized. The transcript is spliced from 5 exons. Lineage: Eukaryota; Metazoa; Arthropoda; Insecta; Diptera; Culicidae. The record is from RefSeq and is a predicted model, not a curated record. The coding region runs from base 437 to 1363 and encodes 308 amino acids.